Molecule: messenger RNA, 2458 nt
Organism: Amborella trichopoda
Lineage: Eukaryota; Viridiplantae; Streptophyta; Magnoliopsida; Amborellales; Amborellaceae
Source: RefSeq, a predicted model, not a curated record
GAUAAACCCCUCCCUCUCCCUCUCCCUCUCCCUCUCCCAUGAAGAAACAGUGACACAUAUCUCACACCUAUUGUGCUCUUUGUGGGCGUUAAAAAUUGGAUUGGGAUUUCUUACUCUGCUAUUCUCUUCUUUCCCUAAAUCGUAUUCAUUCCUUUUUGAACUUUGGGUAUCGGAUUGGAGAUGGGGAGUUGUGUGAGCAAGAAGAUGAAGAACAAGGAGGCGGAGCCUCCUCCUCCUCCUCCAUCUUUCCCCUCUGCAAAUACGAAGGAUGCUUUUAAUGGCACCAACAUUGAAAUGAAAGAGAAAGAGAAUGAGAAUGCCCCCUCCCAACCACAAUCCAGAUCCACACUCCAAGGAGACACCAAGUCUGUGGCAAAGCAGGAGGCCAAGGCAGAUGCAUCUCCCCCACCACCGCCGCAGAAACAUGUUGACAGUGGUGGCGACCACGGAGGACGAGGAAUGGAAGCAGAAAUUAGCAACACUAGUAAUAGUAAGAGUGGGAGUAAGAAGAAGAAGAAGGAUGAUGAGGAGGCUGUAAACAGUAGCAGCGGGGGUGCGGUUAGAUCGUCAAGCUGCGCAAAGGAAGAAGUGGAUGCCAUCCUCAUUCAGUGUGGUAGGCUCAGCAGGAGCUCCUCAGGUAAAGACAGCAACCCUCACCGGUACUGUGGCUCCAAGCGCCAGUACGACUACCAACAACAGCAAGAUCAAGAAGAACAAGACAUCGACAUUGUCGGCAUUGAAGAUGAUGAGCAGCAAAGGCAUCGCCGCCUCAACUCGAGGCGAUCUUCUCCUGCUCCUCCUCAUCACAGGAGAACACCGAGCAGAGAUAGUGUGCAACACAGGCGCUCAAACAGUGGCGGCUGCAGUGCUGCUGCAGGGAGAAGGUCCAGUCCCUCUCCCAAUCCAAGAGGAAGAGCAGGUUCCAACAACAGCAGCAGCAGUGCAGAAGUAGGACCAAUGACAUCUCAUGGUAGCAUGAAAAGAGGAGGAGGUGUCAUUAAGCGCACCGUCGGGAAUCCAAAUGAGCUGCUUAUGAUGACAAGGGGCAGUGGCUCCCCUCGUUCUCGUUCUCCAUCUACUCAUACUAAUAGGGUUGCCUCUGUCACUGCUGUUGAUGGUGGUGGCCAACUCAGUCGCAACUCUUCCAAAAGAAGGGAGCAUUCACCGUACAGUAGGAGGAAUGAAGAGGAGUGCCCUCCCAAAACAGAUGCUGCAAAAAACGGCAACAGAAUUCGCCACAGAGAAGGAGACGAGAGACUUAAAAGAGCUUCUCAGCAUCAGCAAUCACAGAUGAUAGAGGGAAAAGGAAUGGGGUGCAAGCCAAGGUUGGAGGAGAGAGGUAGUAGCAAGGAGAUGAUGAUGGCAGGGAGCCAAAGGAAUGAAAGCAACAGAGCCAUGAGAGACCAGCUGCUUUCUUGCAGGCUCCCACAACAACAAUCCCUUUCAGAUACAGCUGCCAAAGAACUACACGGUGAAGAAGCGGUUCCUGCCAUGGGUUUUUGCUAUGGCAAGAUUAAUGAACAUGGGCUCCUUCCACUACCUGCGCACAAUGGAAACAACAACAGCAAUGGCAAUAAGAUGACAAGGAGCAAAUCAUCACGAAGGUCGUCAAGGGAGCACUUCCCUAAUUUGGAUCACCUGGGAAGUAAUGAAGAAGGAGACUACUCGUUUCCUCUCCCCCCCUCUGUUUCCAAGGCAUGCUCCAUCCUCGAAGCCGUGGCUGAUCUCAACAACUCUUCUAGUCAACAACUCAACUCCUUUGUGGAAUCUGAGAUGAGCCAUGACCUUCUGACAGAGCCCAGCCUCCACAAGUACGUGUCAGUGAGGGAGACCGACCAAGAGUCCGCCGGCAGCAACACCUUCCUCUUCAGUGAACCCACCAACGAUCACUUCAAGUGGGGCACUGGAGACGAUUACUCUUCUUCUUCCGUCUGCUUCUCAUCCCGCUCUCGCACCCACACUCACUCCACAACAGAGGAUGAUGACGAUGACGAUGGGGAUGAAGAAGCCAUCUCGGCAGCAGCAGCUGAGGAGAGAGCAGCAGCAUUAAUAGGUCUAAGAGGAUCGAGCCUUCCCAAAAACCUCUUACCUGUCAUCACCCUGAGCAGCAAGUUGAGAGAGCUCAAGAAGGAAUAUGAUGAUGGUAGUGACGGCCGCCUCAAAGUCAUGCCUCCUGCUCCUACUACCACAAUGUUGAGUGCGGCAGCUGUCCACUAGCUCCGUGGAGAACCCACUUUUAUGUCAAUUUGUAAUUUCGAAUUUUGAUGUCAGGGAACAGAUGAGGGACCCCCUUCAAAACCCAUUUAUAGACACUUAAUUGUGUCCAUUGCCUCAUCCUGCAUUGGACUUUCAACUUAACAAUCUGGUUACAUUUUCGAACACCCCUGCAAGCAUAUAUGUUGCAAAAAGGAGAAAGAUGCGAUUAAUUAAUGAUUAUAUGUAAUGAGAAUUGCUUGCC